Messenger RNA from Staurois parvus, 297 nucleotides. Lineage: Eukaryota; Metazoa; Chordata; Amphibia; Anura; Ranidae. The record is from the annotation of a GenBank genome assembly.
AUGCUUAGUUUAUGUGUAUUGCUAAAGAGGUUUUUUUUCAUGGGAGAGUGCAUGUAAUCAGCACAGGGCCAAUCAGCACUCUCCAGACAGAGGGUCAGGGGUUUUGCAUCCUCCAAAAGCAGAAAGAAAACUCCCACAAGCUUAAACCAGUGUUCUGCUGAACACUGAUAGAAGUCACAAGACUGCUCUAACUGCUGAUGAGAAAAGGUAUUCUGCGGUUUAUAUUUACUAAAAUAAUUGCAUUUCCAUGUACUGUGUACUGUGGUAAACCAGAUAUAGUGAAUGCAGGGUCCUGGG